This is a messenger RNA of Tachysurus vachellii, 2001 nucleotides long. RefSeq names its product G protein-coupled receptor 63 (gene gpr63). NCBI's taxonomy places the organism in Eukaryota, Metazoa, Chordata, Actinopteri, Siluriformes, Bagridae. Gene Ontology annotation, cellular component: membrane. The coding region runs from base 321 to 1535 and encodes 404 amino acids. Gene Ontology annotation, biological process: G protein-coupled receptor signaling pathway. Gene Ontology annotation, molecular function: G protein-coupled receptor activity. The record is from RefSeq and is a predicted model, not a curated record. The transcript is spliced from 2 exons.
AGUAGACUCCACCUUUAUGUGGGAGCUGAUUCGGUGUUGGGGAGAUGACGUCACUAUCUGGUAAGCGUGUGUGUGUGUGUGUGUGUGUGUGUGUAUGAGAGAGAGAGAGAGAGAGAGAGAGAGAGAGAGAGAGAGAGAGACUCUACGUUUAUCUCCUUUCAUGUUGUAGUUUGUUAGAACUGAUGUGAGCACAAGAGGAGAGCAGUUUGUGUGUUCAGGGGGAUGUGACUACAUCUAUCACAGUCACUUCCUGUGUGCUGAUAUGUUUCUUUGUUGGAUGACAGAGCGUUGGCUGCCAUGGUGCCCAGAACCCUGCAGGAAUGUUGUUUGCUCUUGCUAACAAUACAAACACCCUGCCCCGCCCAAGUACUGCAAUCAGCCAAUCAGACUUCAUGGAAAACUCCUCCUCCUUCUCAUGGGGUGAGGACAGCAGCUCAUUGGUGCUCAGAACUCUCUGGGCAACGCCCACUGCACAGGUAACAGAGCAUGCAGUGGUGCAGGAAGUAGGGCAGGAUGUUGGUGGGCAUGUCCUGAGCAUGCCACUACAGGUGUUCUUCAGUGUGGUGAUGGUGUGUGUGUUGUUGUUGGCACUGUGUGGAAACGCGGUGGUGUGUGUGAUGGUUUACCGCCGUGCCGCCAUGCGCUCUGCCAUCAACUGUCUGUUAGCCAACCUCGCCUUCGCCGACAUGAUGCUGGCAGUCACAGCCAUGCCCUUUGACCUGGUUACCAUGGUGACAACACAAUGGCUGUUUAGUGCCACCUUCUGCCGGGCAUCAGCCAUGUUCUUGUGGCUGUGCAUGUCAGUGGGUGUGGCCAUGUUGUUAGCAAUCAGCAUGGAUCGUUUCCUGAUCAUCGUGCGGAGACAGGAUCGUCUCACCCCACACCGUGCCAAGAUCCUCAUUGCCACCUCUUGGAUCCUCGCUUUUUUCCUGGCUUUCCCAUUGUUACUAGGAUACCCGUCGCUGCAGGUACCCCCUAGUGCACUCCACUGCGUACUCAGCUACUCCCCUGACAGCAGUUACCAUGGAUACAUGGUAAUCCUGGCUCUGUUAACCUUCUUCAUGCCAUUCGCUGUGAUGUCAUGUGCAUUUGGUACAAUUCUGAGCUCUAUUAGGCACAAUGCGCUUCGGAUCCAUUGCAACUCUGCCCUCUCCCUGUCUAAACCCCGCUCCCUCCACCUGAGUGUGGAUGUGGGUUUUAAGACGCGAGCGUUCUUCACCAUCCUGCUGUUGUUUAUGUUAGCGUUUGCCUCAUUGGCACCCCUGGUGGUGUUCAGCCUGUGUGCAGCGUUCAGCGAUGCUGUGUAUAGCGGGGCAGGGUUUUUUCAGGUGAGUGCCUGGCUGCUGAUCCUCAGCUUCUUGCGCCCUGCUCUCAACCCACUCAUCUAUUACUGCCGCAUCAGGAAAUUUCGCCACGCCUUUUCCCGCUGGGUGCCUUCCCUCUGCAGGCUCUGCCCACCUCUGCUCAGCCAUGCUCAGCGAAGGAUCCAGCCCAGUGCUGUGUACUCAUGCAGUGAUCAUCGCUCCAGCAUUUAAUACACUCAUACAUAUACACAGACACAUACAAUAAACCUUUACUCUGAUUUGAUUGUAAAUUUAAAAAAACUGAGUGUUUGUCUGCAUUUUUCCUGAUCCUCUGCUCUGUGUGUGGGUGUGAUGAAUGUGUGUGUGUGUGUGUGUGUGUGUGUGUGUGAAGGGGGGUUCUGAUUAGUGUGGUUUUGUUUAUAUUAGAUUGUGUGUAAUUUAUGAAAGUAUAAAAUGAUGUACUGUUUGCUUAUUUUUUACCAGAAAAGAUUACAUAUAGAAAUUCAGUUUUGUGUGUUUGUGAUAACUUCACACAGUCUCUUCAUCUGAAUUUAUCUCACACACACUUCACACUUUUUUGUGUAUGCUGCUAAUUAAAGUGUAAAUAUUACCCACUGAAACUGAAUGCAGGAUAAUUAAAAUUCACAAUGAAAGCAGCUGACCAAUCGGUGUUGCAGAACUCUUUACCAGCUGCUUC